AUGUCGGACCUAGACGCCACGACCACGCGUAUCUUCCUCGCACGCCACGGGGAGACGGAAUGGGCCAGGAACGGCCGCUACACGGGAAUAACGGAAAUUCCGCUCACGGCGGAGGGGGGACGUCAGGUCGAGAGCACUGCCAAGCAGCUCGUUGGCCCAGGCAGGCUCAUCGACCCAAGCCGCGUCGCUCAUGUGUGGGUCAGCCCAUGGAGGCGGGUACAGCAGACUUUCCGUCUCCUUUUCGGUGACGGCGGUGCCGAAGUCGCAGGUGAAAAGGUCACCCUGAGGAAGAUAUCACCGAGUGGGAUACGGCGACUACGAGGGCUUGGUGGUGGAGGAGAUUAUUCGGCGGCUGAAAGCCAAAGGCUUGGACCUAAACCCGCAAGUACAAUAUCUGGGGGGAUGGAUAUGAAGGCGGCGAGUAUGGCUUGA
Molecule: messenger RNA, 432 nt
Organism: Exophiala aquamarina CBS 119918
Lineage: Eukaryota; Fungi; Ascomycota; Eurotiomycetes; Chaetothyriales; Herpotrichiellaceae
Product: 2,3-bisphosphoglycerate-dependent phosphoglycerate mutase
Exons: 2
Coding region: 1-432 (143 amino acids)
Biological process (GO): ribose phosphate biosynthetic process
Molecular function (GO): sedoheptulose-bisphosphatase activity
Source: RefSeq, a predicted model, not a curated record